Molecule: messenger RNA, 2973 nt
Organism: Pristis pectinata (smalltooth sawfish)
Lineage: Eukaryota; Metazoa; Chordata; Chondrichthyes; Rhinopristiformes; Pristidae
Gene: ccdc28a
Product: coiled-coil domain containing 28A
Exons: 6
Coding region: 312-860 (182 amino acids)
Source: RefSeq, a predicted model, not a curated record
CCGGCGACAGAGAGGAGGGUGUGUGAGGCCGUCAGGCGCCAUGGCAACGGGCGGCCUGGUCGGAUCACCGAGGGCCUGAGGCGCCGGGAGAUUCAAGCUGAACACAUCCGAUUACCGCGGACGCGCGUCCUCUGUCCAAGCCCGGCCGCCUCGCCUCGCCUCUCCUCUCCCGGACCUGCCGCUCCGUCUCCGGACGCGGGCCGACUAGCGGUGCCUGCUGCCCCAUGGCCCUUCCUUCUGUGCCGGCGUAGACGGGACGUGACCUCCCCGGCCCUGGCCCUGGCCCCGCCUGACUCUGAGAAGUCAACAGAAUGGAGGAAAAGAAACUGAAACGCAGAAGCCCUAAGACCUCUACAAAUCAACAAGCUCCUCCAGUGAGCAGCAAGAAAAACGUGGUACCCGGUAAGACUGUGGCCAUGAACGCAGGAGGACAGACGGCUGCUCCAAGACAAAAGUUGAGAAGGGUUGUUAUAGAGAAGCCUAAACCACAGACUUCAGCUGGAAAGAACACCCAGGCAGCCCCCAUCCAGCAUUCCUUCCUCACCGAUGUAUCUGAUGUGAAAGAGAUGGAGAGAGGAUUGCUCAGCCUCCUAAACGACUUCCACUCUGGAAAGCUUCAAGCGUUUGGCAACGAGUGUUCCAUUGAGCAGAUGGAGCACGUGCGUGAGAUGCAGGAGAAGUUGGCACGCCUGCACUUCGACCUUUACAGCGACCUCGAAGAACCUGGAGAUGAACAGGGGAAUAUAGCUGUGGACGUGAACCUGGACAAACUACUGACGAACUUGGAGGAACUGAGCUCUUCGAUUCAGAAACUGAACCUGGCUGAUAAUCAAGAUGUCCCAAGAGCGUCCACCUCCUGAGGAUGGAAGGGGGGGAGGGGGGGUCUAUGAAUUCAGCUCCACGCAAAUACCAGUUGACAGUUGUACUUGAUGAAGUAGUGUCAUGCUGUGCUCUUAUUUACAGACACCGUUCUCUGAACCUGCUCUCUAGUACUGGCGCUGCCUCUUGCCGGAAGUUCCGAGAGAGUCUGCUGCACCUACCAUUAACCACUGCCAGUGCUGGUCUUCACAGCUCUGCUCUCCGAAGUGGCCAGUCUCGAAGGAAUGGGAUGCAUCAGUUGUACCACGGUCAGCUGCCUGGCAUUCUUGGCGAUGCGACUUGUCCAUUUUCUUUUUGUAAGGUCCCACUACUGCUGGAGUACUGAGCAAAUGGUUCGAACAGACUAUGUUCCUCCAACUUAUCCUCAGCAAAAGAGUCAGGUUUUUCACAAAACAUCAAGUUUCAUGGGGUGAUUUGCAUCUUUUAUUUUGCCUUUUGUGGAGAUUUGGUUCUCGCUGGGGGUGCGGGUGAUAGGUGGCAAGCUCCUGUUUCUGUAAGGUGCUUCCCCUCACCCAUUCCUCAGAACUACCUGCCCACUGGUCCCUGUCAAGCCCACGCACCCAAGCCCAUUUCAGGUAGCUGACAGUCAGCUCUGCUUCUGAAAGUCUGGGGCGGAGGUGGGUGUGUGCCGGAACUCUUGUCCGGGGUCAGCACUGGCUUUCCUGCUUACUCUGCCAUUGUAGCUUGUAGUUUCUGGCCUGAGAAAGAAAGCUGCUCUGAUUCAGUGUGUCAAGAGACGGGCAGGGUGACCCAGAGAGAGAGGGGGUGGGCAGGUAUGGACACUCUGAUCCCAUUACCAGUAGUUGGACCAGUUCUCUGACUUCCACCACAAUUAGCAGACCAGCUAAUUAGCCAAGUAUUGAUUAUCAGUCGAUUACGUGGAUGGCUGCUGUUUCAGUGCUGUGAACCUGGGGAGAGGGUAGCUGGCAAAAGGGUUUGAAAUCCUGACAAGGUCAGGGGAAGGAACCAUGUCCCAAGUUUUCUGUUUUGUUCCCACUCUCUGUCAGGUUUUUCACAAAACAACAAGAACCGUGGGGCGAUUUGCAUCUUUUAUUUUGCCUUUUGUGGAGAUUUGGUUCUUGCUGGGGAUGAGGAUGAUAGGUCGCAAGCUCCUGUUUUUGUAAGGUGCUUCCCCUCACCCGUUCCUCAGAACUACCUGCCCACUGGUCCCUGUUGAGCCCACACACCCAGCCAUAGUUCUGAGGAACAGGUGAGGGGACUGACAGCAUCUUACAGAAACAGGGGGCUUCAUCCCCAGCGAGAACCAUAUCUCCACAAAAGGAAAAAUAAAAGAUGCAAAUUGCCUGACUUUUGCUGCAGAGACCAGGAAAUGGUGGUGCCCAGAGCGAGCUGGCACAUCAUCUGCCGCUGCUUGUUGAACCAACUGUUGUUGAAUCCUGUUUUCCCUGCCCACAGCACAUGUCCUGCCUUUCUCUGCGUUAUCACAGCACUUUAUUAGUCAGGGUAAGAGGGGGUGAUGUGGGGGGGAGGGUGGGCGGGUAGUUUUGCUGUAGCAGACUUACUGUGGCUGCUGUAGUAUAACCCAAUCUUUAUUGCACAUUACUGGCAGUGCCCUUGUGUUUACAGUCCAUAUUCGUGCAAUUGCAGAACUCUCCCAUUCAACACAUUGCUUAGUCUGCAUACAUAGAAUGUGAGUGAAUGUGUACAGCAGUCUGCACUGAUUUGUGCAAUAGCUUUCAUGUGUGCUGGUCAUUUGGUAUUGAGUACCAGUUUUAAUUCUCCUCAGCAGGGAGAAGGUUGUCUGAUUAAAACGAGCCCCUCUGAAGUUGGGAACGGUGGCCACCUGGCACCUUGGCUUUUUAUCCUUUAUUUGGACAGGCCAGUGAGAGGUGCUGACCCUUCAAGCCAAAAGCCAGAGGAGUGAUUUUAUUUUUAAAUUACAUCACCAUUCUACAGCUAAUCAUAUAUGCUCACUUCCCAUGGUGGGAAGAGGUAGCAGUGGUUUACUGAAUGAAGGAAGGCAGAGAAUGUAGUUAAAUGCACACAGCACUACCCAUGCUGAGUACAGUGUGCUCUCUCUCUAUCUCUGUGCUCACACAAUGAUAUUCCACAAUAAAGUCGUUAAAUGUAAUC